Molecule: messenger RNA, 2022 nt
Organism: Lodderomyces orthopsilosis Co 90-125
Lineage: Eukaryota; Fungi; Ascomycota; Pichiomycetes; Serinales; Debaryomycetaceae
Exons: 1
Coding region: 1-2022 (673 amino acids)
Biological process (GO): protein localization to membrane; vacuolar transport
Cellular component (GO): membrane; Golgi apparatus
Source: RefSeq, a predicted model, not a curated record
AUGAAACUACGUCCAAUACAUUUGUUUAUUCUACUAUUCACACCAUUCGUAUAUGCUAGUAUUCUAGACCUAGGGUUCAAACCCAACUACUAUCAAAUGGGUGACCAAGUUGAUCUCUUAGUCAAUAAAGUCGAAUCCGACAAAACCCAACUUCCCUUUGCUUAUUUCUCAUUAACAUUUGUUUGUCCCCCUAUGAACAAUGCCAAACCAGUUCAUUUAUCCUUGGGGGAAAUCUUACGCGGAGAUCGUAUUUGGCAAAGUGGUUAUGAUUUGAGAUUUGGAAUUGAUCAACCAUGUUUACGAUUAUGUGAUUUACGUGCAACACAAUCGGGGAUUCGACGUGCAUCGAAUUUGAUUAAAGAUGGAUAUGUUGUUCAUUGGUCAAUUGAUGGGUUACCCGGUGCUACUACUUUUGAAACUAAUAAUCAUCGAAGGAAAUAUUAUGCUGCUGGAUUCCCCAUGGGAUUUGUUGAUGAAAAUGAUAUUAGUUAUUUGUAUAAUCAUGUGAUGUUGGUGAUUCGAUAUCAUCGGGGAGUUACAAAUGGGGAAUAUACAAUCGUUGGGUUUGAAGUGUACCCCAAAAGUGUCAUUAAUGAAGAAUGUCCCGGUACCAGAAAAGAUUAUCAAAAUUUCCCCUUGCUUUAUAAAGUUGAUGAAAAGGGGGAAUUGAUCCAGGAAAGAACAAGGAUUCCUUAUACAUAUUCAGUAUAUUGGAGAGAAGAUAAAUCUAUAGAUUAUGAAUCUAGAUGGGAUUUGUAUUAUGAAAACGAAUCGGGGGAAUCUCAACUGAAGAUACAUUGGAUUUCAUUUAUUAAUUCAACCGUAUUGAUCUUUUUGGCAUCUUUGAUUGUUAUGAUUGUUAUGAUACAAGUUUUGAAAAAGGAUAUACGACAACAAUCCCCAAGUUUACCAAUAACCGAGGGUGAUGUCACUGGAAGCGACCCUGUUGGUAUCAGUGCUUCUGCUAUUACUACUGGCGGAUGGAAGAAUUUAGCCAAUGAAGUGAAUGCUAUUCCUCAAGCUGAAUUGUUAUUAACAACAUUGGUCCUGGGUGGAAUACAAAUGUUGAUUGCCAUAGUAGGAGUCAUUGUAAUAACCAGUCUUAAUUCAAUCAAAUCAAAACAUUAUUUUUUCAAUAAUCAUCAAGGUGCAUUAUUUUCAUUUGCAAUUUUCUGCUUUAUGGGAUCAGGUUUAGUAUCUUCUUCUUUGGGAAUCAUCCUACAUAAGCUAUUCUGCAAAGAGACUCAUCAACAAUACGAUAUAGUCAAGACAUUGAUUUUAUCAUUGAUGUUUAGUGCUGUAUUGCCAGCAUUUUUAUUUGUAUUGAUGUUCAUUUUAAAUUUCUUUGUCUGGGCUCAAGAUUCGUCAACUGCGUUGCCAUUUGGAACCAUUGUGGUGUUUGUGUUGUUGUUUAUUUUGAUUCAAUGUCCGCUAGGUAUGAUUGGAGGGAUUUAUGGUAAUAAAUACAAGUUCAAUCCAAAAAACAACUUGUCAACUUAUGGUGAUGAAGAGAAACUACAACGUCAAUCAAAACAAUGGACGUUAAGGACCAUAUACAGACUGAUUUCGCCGGUGUCGUAUUUCAAAAAUGUCCUUGUAUUUGGUCUUAUCCCAUUCGGAAUAGUUUACGUUGAACUUUUAUUCGUGUUUAAUUCCGUUUGGUUGGAAAAAACGACAUUUUAUUACAUGUAUGGAUUCCUAUUCAUCACUACAGUGAUGUUACUAAUAAUCAUUAUUGAGCUAACAAUUGUGGCAAUUUAUAUAUCCUUAGUCUAUUAUAACGAUGCAAAUUGGACUUGGUUAUCAUUCAAAGUUGGAUCAAGUAUCGCCUGGUAUAUCUAUGCAUACUCAAUUUAUUAUUUCAUCACUGUUUUGAAUAUUGAUGAUUUUGUUAGUUCAUUGUUAUACUUUAGUUAUAUGGGAUUGGCAUGUUUUAUUAUUAGUAUUGCUUGUGGUGCAGUUGGUGUAAUCACGGGUUUGCUUUUUAUCAGAAAGAUAUAUGGAGCGGUUAAGCUCGAGUAG